Messenger RNA from Pyrus x bretschneideri (Chinese white pear), 996 nucleotides. RefSeq lists its product as uncharacterized. Lineage: Eukaryota; Viridiplantae; Streptophyta; Magnoliopsida; Rosales; Rosaceae. The coding region runs from base 127 to 741 and encodes 204 amino acids. The record is from RefSeq and is a predicted model, not a curated record. The transcript is spliced from 8 exons.
CCAUUCAGAAAUUCGAAAUAUCCAGAAAAAGUACCAAAUUUGAAAGCGCGGGAAUCUCACUCGGUGACUCAAACGACCUUCUUCAACCUCCAAGCCACAAUCCUCAAGCUCCAAACCCUAACAACAAUGUCGACCGCCAAAGCAAGCAACAAGAAGCGCAGGACCGACCCGGAGAUCGCCAAAUCGGACCACCUCGAUCUCGACCUCGACCUCUCCAAUGAUAUCAAAGGAAUCAUGUCAGCGAUUCAUCAGAUCCGAGAGAAGGCUCACAAGGACGGUCUGAAGAAGAACGAAGAGACGAUUUCGAGUGUGGCAGCUGAGGUCAGGUCUGCCAUUGAUGAGCUCAAGUCCAAACUCGAAAAGGAUAGGCAAAGUUUCGCUAAAUCCCUCUCGAAGAGCUCAAAAGAGUGUGAGAAUUGCUUGAAGACUGAAGCUGCAAAGUUCCAAGCACUUCAUGAAAAGUUCUGCAAGGACCAAGCAAGCCAUCUGCAGGCCUUGAAAGGAGUUAUUUCGACAUAUGAAGAAGAGAAGGAAAGGCUCUGCACACGAUACGAACAAUUGAGGAAGAGAGAAAGGAGUAUGAUUUCUGAGCAUGAGAAGGCUUGCGCUGAUAAAAUUAACAAACUGGAAGAGUCAUUGAAAAAGAAGAAGCAGGACGACAGAACUUUCAGCGUUCUGAGAAAGUCUCUUGGUUCAAUUUUGGACAAUGGUUCCGACGAGGACAUCCCGGCUGAUGAUUGAAGAUUACUUCAGAGUUGAAAAGGGCAGUGCUACAAAUAUUCAGCUGUUAAAUCUCCAUUAACCCGAGGUAUUACGUUCACUGAUACUUUUGAAAUGAUAUGAGCCGUAGGUGUAAGGUUUCUUUUCUCAGUUUCACUAUGUUAGUGAACCAAAAUUGAUGUUAAUGCUCGUUAGUGUCGUUAUACUGUAAUUCCCCAUGACUUUCAAGAAUGCUUAGUCCGAAACAGUUUAGCAAGGCACAACAAUUUAACUUCA